Messenger RNA from Porites lobata, 1710 nucleotides. Lineage: Eukaryota; Metazoa; Cnidaria; Anthozoa; Scleractinia; Poritidae. The record is from the annotation of a GenBank genome assembly.
AUGAGCCAAGGGCAGUAUAACUUUGCUAAGUUUGUAAAUACGAUAGACAAAACGGAUCUGUAUUCUUGCUUGGCACUGUGGAUGGAAGAGUGUCCCCUAGCCACGACGGUGAUGUGUGGUUUUGAUCUUGAACUGAAUGGUAACUGCGAUGAUCUUAACAUUAAUUCGAUCAACAACGAAGGCACGAGGUCUGAUGCCCCCGAAGAAGACGGUCCUCUUAAAAAGAGGUCGAAGACGAAUAACUGCAUCACCACAGACAAGGUAAUUUCCCGAAAUUUUGAUAUUUUGGUGCGUGACGAGACAAAUUUGGUCUUGAAUAACUUGGUCAAUGGGACAACGAACGCGAUCAACAAUGUCACGGAUUCAAAGAAGGGAAGUCUCAAACAUUGUGAAACAUCAGCCGAUAGGUUUAUUAACAGAAAACCCACAAAUGAACAGGCUAAGUCAGUGAACUGCGACAGCCCCACAGUGAACAAAAUUGGCGUUGUAAUGGUGGACAUUUCGUCAGAGAAUAUCGUGGCGAUCGAUUGCUCGCGUGACAAUGUGCACGGAGUGACUAGUGUAUUAGUUGACUUCAGUGACCGCGCAGCAAAUUGCGUUAUUUACACCUCGCGUAAACCUUGCUCUGUUUGCACCAAACUCAUGAUCCAAGCAGGGAUUUCCAGAGUAUGUUAUCUACCAUUUGAGCCAGAAUAUCCCAAUGAUGAUGAUCUUGAUAAAGUUGAAAAACUCUACAGGAUGAGUGAGAUUGGUCAGUCUAUUCAUGUACCAAAUAUACAGAAAAUAGUUUUAGCAGAAAGUGAAUUGAGGUAUUCGCCCUAUUCGGCGAGUAAACAUUGUCAUGUUACUUUUAUGUUAUCUUUGCUGGGUCGUUACUGGGGUGAACAGUGGAAAAGUAGACUUGCAAAACAGCUGAAAUGGCCUGAGUACAAUGAAUGCAAGAAACAAGUAGAUCACUCCAUUGAGGUUAUGCUUGAAUGGAUCUCAAGGGUAACAUUUGGAGACCUUCCUGAAUCUGUUACCUUUUAUGAGUGUAAUUACAAAAAUUCAACCAAAACUGAAACCAAUUGUGGAAGGAUGCAUAACAUUCUGCCUGACGAUGAACAUAAUAUCAUCCUUCCUCUUAGUUCUAACCCACGCUGGCAGGAACUGGCUCGACAUAUGUCAAGAAUGGCCAAUAUUUUGGCACAAUGCUCAAAUGAUCCCAAAAGGGGAGUAGGGGCUGUGAUACUGCAAAGAAACCAGAUUGUAUCAGCAUGUUGGAACGGUUAUCCUCCAAAAGCAGGUUAUGGAGAUUUUCCCAGAGCUUCCCACUGCGAUGGACCCUUACCCUCAAAAAAGUACCCAUUCUCUAUCCAUGCUGAACAGGCCGCAAUUCUUGGAAGGAACACUCGGAACAUUAGUGAUGUUUCCUGUACUAUGUUUGUGAGCAAAACACCUUGUAAUGAAUGCGUUCCGCUGAUUAUAAAAGCAGGGAUCAAAAAUGUGGUUUUCCCCCUUGACACACAAAAGAGGGAUCCAGCUUUCCUUGGGUAUAGUUUGAUUUGGAGAAGCAUUGAUCAUGGAAGGUUAAGAGGGUUUGAAAGUCGCUUACCUCCAGUCAAACAAGGAGAAUGUGAAUCAGACUCAAAAUCUGUUAACCAUGCAUCACGCCAGCUGUGUUUUAAUGGAAGGACAAAAAGUGUAGAGAAUGAUGCAGCGCAAGAGCUU